AUGCCACCGAAUGCUCCUCCACCUAAGAAGUUAACGGAAAAGGAAUUGAAAGACAAAGCAGAAUAGAAAUGGGGAAAGAGAAAUAUAGGAAAGGUUGAGAAAAUAAGAAGAAGAAAAAUAAAGACUAGAGUAAGAAAGAUUAAGGAAACUAGAAGAAGAAAGAUUAGCAGCUGA
Messenger RNA from Paramecium octaurelia, 174 nucleotides. The record is from the annotation of a GenBank genome assembly. Lineage: Eukaryota; Ciliophora; Oligohymenophorea; Peniculida; Parameciidae.